Sinocyclocheilus anshuiensis is the source of this 9025-nucleotide messenger RNA. RefSeq names its product myosin IXAb (gene myo9ab). Gene Ontology annotation, biological process: intracellular signal transduction; establishment of epithelial cell apical/basal polarity. Gene Ontology annotation, cellular component: axonal growth cone; actin filament; myosin complex. Lineage: Eukaryota; Metazoa; Chordata; Actinopteri; Cypriniformes; Cyprinidae. Bases 38 to 7159 code for a protein of 2373 amino acids. The transcript has 44 exons. The record is from RefSeq and is a predicted model, not a curated record. Gene Ontology annotation, molecular function: ATP binding; actin filament binding; GTPase activator activity.
UGAUUAUCGCACACAGCGGCGCGCUUCCCUGACAUUAAUGACCGCGCGCGCGUCUCUCCUCGCGUUAAACGACAACGGGAGCCUUCAAGCGGAUUUACGAGCGAAACCACAGUUGAUUUCUGCGUUCGCGGACGGAGCUGCGCCGGGGAAAUGCAGAGCCACGGAGGCGAGCGUCAGCAGCGAUAAAACGCGCAGGUGGGAUGUCGUGAAUCUGUCGGGUGACUCUGGUGCCAAUGGGAGCUGCUGCAGCAUCAUGAGCUGCCAUGAUGCCGGAGGGCGCCGGCGUUACGAGGACUCGGAGUUCACAUUGCGCGUGUAUCCCGGCGCUCUGUCCGAGGGCACCAUCUACUGCCCCGUCUCGGCGCGGAAGGUGACGUCGGCGGCGGAGGUCAUCGAGCGCGUCAUCGAGCGGCUGCAGCUGGACCGCGCGCGCCUCUACGUGCUUGCCGAGGUCAAGGAGUUCGGCGGCGAGGAAUGGAUCCUGAACCCCUGCGACUGUCCCGUGCAGCGCAUGAUGCUGUGGCCGCGCAUGGCGCUGGAGAACCGGCUGGCCGGAGAGGAUUACCGCUUUCUGCUGCGCGAGAAGGAUCUGGACGGAUCCAUCCGCUACGGAAACCUGCAGAUGUGGCUUCGUGUAACUGAGGGGCGGCGACGGAUGGUGGAGCGCGGACUCCUCCCGCAGCCUCCGUACGUCGACGAUCUCUGCGCGCUGCCCGAUCUAAACGAGCGGACUUUGCUGGAGAACUUGCGCGGACGCUUUCGGCAGGAGAAAAUUUACACGUACGUCGGCGGGAUCCUGAUCGUCGUCAACCCCUUCAAGUUCCUGCCCAUCUAUAACCCCAAAUACGUUAAGAUGUACGAUAAGCAGCGGCUGGGGAAGCUGGAGCCGCACAUUUACGCGGUGGCUGAUGUGGCGUAUCACGCCAUGCUGCAGAGGAGGAGGAACCAGUGCAUCGUGAUCUCGGGAGAGAGCGGAUCAGGAAAGACGCAGAGCACCAACUUCCUCAUCCACCACCUGACGGCGCUCAGCCAGAAGGGCUUCGCCAGCGGCGUGGAGCAGAUCAUCCUCGGGGCCGGACCUGUGCUGGAGGCUUUUGGAAAUGCCAAAACGGCCCAUAACAAUAAUUCCAGCCGCUUUGGCAAGUUUAUUCAAGUCAACUAUCAGGAGAGCGGGACUGUGAGAGGAGCUUAUGUGGAGAAGUAUCUUCUGGAAAAAUCACGACUGGUUUAUCAGGAGCACAAUGAGAGGAACUAUCAUGUGUUUUACUACCUGCUGGCUGGAGCGAGUGAAGAAGAAAGAAAAGCGUUUCAUCUCCUCAAACCAGAGGAGUAUCAUUACCUGAACCAGGACUGUUUCACGGUGGAAGGGGAAGAUCUGAAGCAUGACUUUGAGCGACUCCAGCUGGCCAUGGAGAUGGUGGGCUUCCUGCCGACCACCAGAAAACAGAUCUUUUCUUUACUGUCUGCGAUUCUUCUCCUGGGAAAUAUCCGUUACAAGAAGAAGACGUACAGAGACGACUCCAUCGAUAUCUGCAACCCAGAGGUGCUUCCUAUCAUCUCUGAACUGCUGGAGGUGAAGGAGGAAAUGCUUUUCGAGGCUCUGACCACACGAAAGACAGUGACGGUGGGCGAGAGGUUGAUCGUGCCGUACAAACUGGCCGAGGUGAGAUGUCGUGGUGGUUUUUGUGAGGUUUGUGGUCUGAAGUGUCAGAUCCUGUCCAUCGGUGUGCUGGACAUCUUCGGCUUUGAGGACUACGAGAACAACAGCUUCGAGCAGUUCUGCAUCAACUUCGCCAACGAGACGCUGCAGCAUUACUUCAACCAGCACGUCUUCAAGCUGGAGCAGGAGGAGUAUCGCUCGGAGGGCAUCAGCUGGCACAUGAUCGACUACAUCGACAACACGGCCUGCAUCAACCUCAUCAGCAAGAAACCCACCGCGCUGCUCCACCUGCUGGACGAGGAGUGCAAUUUUCCGCAGGCGUCUAAUCAGACUCUGCUGGAUAAGUUUAAGCGGCAGCACGAGGGAAACGGCUACAUCGAGUUCCCAGCCGUCAUGGAGCCGGCGUUCAUCAUCCGACACUACGCCGGCAAAGUCAAAUACAGCGUCAAGGACUUCAGGGAGAAGAACACGGAUCACAUGCGUCCGGAUAUCGUGGCUCUGCUGAAGAGCAGCCGAAAUGCUUUCAUCUGUGGCCUGAUGGGAAUCGAUCCGGUGGCCACCUUCCGCUGGGCCGUGAUCCGCGCCUAUUUCCGAGCGCUCGUCGCCUUCAGAGAAGCCGGGAAACGGCACAAGGAGAAGAUGACGACGACGAGCGGUGAGAAACAGUGUCAUUACAAACCAGAUCCUGUCAUGCAGCUAAAUGGUCCGGUUCAGAAUCAGAAAAGUGUGGACAGCUUCAGUUUCCUGCAUCAUCCUGUUCACCAGCGGAGCCUUGAGAUCCUGCAGCGAUGCAAAGAUGACAAAUACAAUUCCAGCAUCAGCCGGAGGAGUCCACGCACUCCACUAUCAGACCUGCAGGGAACAAACACGCGCCGCGAGAACAUGAGCAGGAGGUGCGAACGCGUCUCGUCUCACCAGGAGGAGGGCAUCUUCGUGAACUCGGUGAAUAAUAAGCUGCUGGAGCGAGCGCAGGGCAUCCUGAUGAGAAACAAGAACUGCAAGACCAAGCCCAGCCUCCCGAAGCACCUGCUGGAUGUGAGAUCACUGAAGUAUCUGAGCGGCCUGACGCUCCACGACCGCAUCACCAAAUCACUGCUGCAUCUGCACAAGAAGAAGAAGCCUCCCAGCAUCAGCGCACAGUUCAACGUGUCUCUGAAUAAGCUGAUGGAGACUCUGGGACAGUCGGAGCCGUACUUUGUGAAAUGCAUCCGCUCUAAUGCGGAAAAGCUUCCUCUGCGUUUCAGCGACGUGCUGGUGUUGAGACAGUUACGUUACAGCGGCAUGCUGGAGACGGUGCGGAUACGGCGCUCCGGAUACAGCGUCAAAUACAGCUUCCAGGAUUUUGCCCAUCAUUUCCGUGUGCUGUUACCGGCGGGCUUUCACACCUCUCAGACGGGAAUCAGACAGUUCCUGCAGGGCGUCGACCUCGAGCCCAAUGGACAUCAAGUGGGCAGAAGCACGGUGUUCCUGCGGGAGCGUCUGCGGCAGCGUCUGCAGGAGCAGCUUCAUCAGGAGGUGCUGAGGAGGAUCGUGUGUCUGCAGAGGAGCUUCAGGACACAGCAGGAGAGGAGACGCUUCUGCAGACAGAGACGAGCCGCUCAACUCAUACAGCGCUGGUGGGGGGCCUGUCUGACUCGCGCUGACGCGGAUCUCCAGCAGGGGGCGGCGCUGCGUCUGCAGGCGGCCUGGAGAGGCUUUAGAGAGCGCCGGCUGUUCCUGCGGCGGAGGAGAGCGGCGCUGAUCAUCCAGACGCGCUGGAGGAGAGUCCUGCAGACGCGACACUCGGCCGCGCGCCUUAUACAGUCUGUCUGGAGGAGCCUCAGACAGAGACACAGCUUCCUGCAGCAGCGCCGUGCCGCCGUCACGCUACAGGCCGCCUGCAGGGGGCAGCGUGAGCGCCACAGGUGCCGCAUUCUUCGAGAGCAGCGACGUGGAGAGAAAAGCCUCUGUGAAAACACUGUGAGCAAAAGUUUACACGCCCAACAAAACCCACCCGAAGUCCAAGAGGAGAAGGGAGAAACCCAGUCCGCCGAACCUCUCAGAAGCGUAGACGACAGUACGCUGAAGAGCCGCUCCAAACGCCAAAGCAGGAGGCAGCGGGAGCUCCAGCAAGCCACCUUCAGUUUAGAGCUGCUCAAAGUGCGCUCCGCUUCAGUGGACGACGCACUUCCCGCUCAGAGCCCUCUCUCCAGACAUCUUCCCUCGGAGAGCCAGGGAAGCUUCGAGCUCCUCGGCUGUCCCGACGAGGAACCGACGGCGCCCGAACCCAAGCCGAUGGAGGAGAACCAGAGCAGUCUGGCCUCCUUCAAACCUCACUUCUACAUCGCAGAUGAGGACAGCAGCCCGCUCAAACAAGCUCGGGAGAAAAAGGAGUCCGUUGUGGUCAUAAUCCGCAUGCAGAAGGAGAUGCCUGUGGACCAAAGCAGCCUGGAAGCUCUGCAGAAACACGAGACGAUGGACGCUGAGGAGAUUCACAGAGAAACCGACGACAGAUCGAAUGGAUCGUCUUCUCCAGAUCCUCCUGAGCCUCAAACCAUCGCACCUUGUUCUUCCAAACCCCUCCAGCUGGACUCGAGGGACUCGGUUCGAGAAGUGGCUUCAGAGCCCAAGAAGGAGGUUCAGAAGAAGUUUGUAGCUCAGAGCAUCAGCAUCAGUAUGAAGGAGAAAGCCUUCUCUCCCAAACGCAGCCGACUGACCUUCUCCAAGUCGGAUAAAGACCUGGUGAAUCAGGAACGAUCACAGGCGAUCCAAAGAGAGGCAGGAUUCAGAUCGUUAAAAAACAGAGAGAAAGAGCAGAAGAGGAUCCAGAAGACCAUGUCGUCAGGGGACCUUGGGAAAAUGGAUUUGCUCAGGAAGUCGAUCUCGCAAACAGACGGCAGGGUCAGAGGCAAAAUGCGGUUCUGGAGUAAGAGCAAACAUGGAGAUAAAAAGAUGUCCACCAGGGAGUGCUCUGCAGAUUCAGAGCUCAACGACAGGAGGAACGACUCUCCUCUGGGAAGCCCGGAGCAGGCCGGACUGUCGGAGCGCGGACGCGACAGCAAGGAGAACCGUGAGCCGAUGAUGGGCAUGAUGUCGAUGAAGAGGAGACGCAGUGUGAAGAUCAGUAGCGUGUCUCUAGAAUCGUCCGCCUGGCAGAACGACUCGCUGCACAUCCUCACCAGCACUGCAGACUAUCGCAGCAUGAACGACUUCCUCAUGAAGAAGUGCAUGAAAAUUUGGUCUUUCAUCCAAACGACGUUUCCCAACAGGGUCAGAGGCAAAAUGCGAUUCUGGAGUAAAAGCAAACGUGACGAUAAAAAGAUGUCCACCAGGGGGCGCUCCGCAGAUUCAGAGCUCACCGACUCUCCUCUAGGAAGCCCUGAGCAGGCCGGACUGUCCGAACGCGGACACGACAGCAAGGAGAACCGCGAGCCCAUGAUGAGCAUGAUGUCGAUGAAGAGGAGACGCAGUGUGAAGAUCAGUAGCGUGUCGCUAGAAUCCUCCGCCUGGCAGAACGACUCGCUGCACAUCCUGACUAGCACCGCUGACUAUCGCAGCAUGAACGACUUCCUCAUGAAGAAGAUCAGCGAUCUAGAAGCUGAAGACAGUCAGAAGGACACACCUGUGGAUGUGGUUUUCAAGAAGGCUCUGAAAGAGUUCCGCCUCAACAUCUUCAACUCGUACUCUACUGCUCUGGCCAUGGAUGAUGGCAGGAGCAUUCGUUAUAAAGAUCUCUACGCUCUGUUCGAACACAUCUUAGAGAAGAACAUGCGUCUGGAGCAGAGAGACUGGAGCGAGUCGCCGGUUAAAGUCUGGGUCAACACCUUCAAAGUCUUCCUCGAUGAGUUCAUGACGGAAUACAAGCCAAUGAAUGGAACCAUCACUAAGGCUCCUAAACCUGAGAGGAAGAAGAGGAGGAAAAAGGAAUCCGACACCGUGGAAGAGCACAUGGGUCACAUCUUUAAAUCCACUCAGUACAGCAUCCCGACCUACUGCGAGUUCUGUUCGUCUCUCAUCUGGAUAAUGGACAAAGCGUGUGUCUGCAAACUCUGUCGCUAUGCAUGUCACAGGAAGUGCUGUCUGAGGAUGACCACCACAUGCAGUAAGAAGUUUGACCCCGAGCUGUCUUCACGGCAGUUUGGAGUGGAGUUGUCUCGUUUAACGAGCGAUGAGAGAGCCGUCCCCCUGGUGGUGGAGAAGCUGAUCAACUACAUCGAGAUGCACGGCCUGUACACCGAGGGCAUCUACAGGAAGUCUGGAUCCACCAAUAAAAUCAAAGAACUCAAGCAGGGGCUGGACACCGAUGCGAACAGCGUGAAUUUAGACGACUACAACAUCCAUGUGAUCGCCAGUGUGCUGAAGCAGUGGCUGCGUGACCUUCCCAACCCCCUCAUGACCUUUGAACUUUAUGAGGAGUUUCUCAGGGCUAUGGGUCUGCAGGAUAAAAGUGAGGUGGUUCAGGGAGUUUAUUCGGUCAUCGAUCAGCUCAGCCGAACUCACCUGAGCACACUGGAGAGACUCAUAUUCCACCUGGUCCGGAUCUCAUUCCAGGAGGAGACGAACCGCAUGUCUGCAAACGCACUGGCCAUCGUGUUUGCACCCUGCAUACUGCGCUGUCCCGACACCACCGACCCGUUACAGAGCGUCCGGGACAUCGGCAAGACCACCGCGUGUGUGGAGCUGGUCAUCUGCGAGCAGAUGAGGAAAUAUAAAGCCCGUCUGAAGGACAUCAACACACUAGAGUUUGCCGAGAACAAAGCCAAGAGUCGGCUGACGCACAUCCGGAGAUCUCUGGGUAAGGCGCGUUUACGCAAAAGCGGCCGCCACACGCCCUCGCCGCCCUUAAGCCCUCGGGCCGAGAGGGAGGAGCCAGGCGAGGAGGGGGCGGAGCCUGGGCUGAGUGAGCAGCAGCAAGCAGCCAUGCAGCAGGAGGAGAACGUUUUGACUCAGCAGAUAGAAAACCUGCAGAAAGAGAAGGAAGAACUGACCUAUGAGAUGCUGGCUUUGGAUCCCAGAGCGUCCGAUGACGAGAUGCUGGAGUCGGAAGCGUCUAUCGGAACGGCAGACAGCUCGGAAAACCUCAUGGAGUCGGAGGGUGCCGCGUCCGAUCAAUGGGAAAAAAGCCCCGGCGCGUCAUCGGCGACACGCUGGAGGAAGUCCGAGUCCAAAAGCAGACGCGGUUUACGCCGUCAGCCUGAAUCUCUGGACUCGGUGGACUCCGUGUCGUCCACGCCUCACUAUCGCUUUCGCUCGUCCUCUUCCGGGCCGCUAUUUUCGGCCGCCUCUCCCGGGGACUUGCACAUUCUCCCCGACCAGGAGGGCUCCGCACAGGCUUCCCUGACCACCCGAUGUGCCUCCAGCUCCGAGAAAACCCAUCCCCGGCCCAGAGGGAACCGAAGCUGCCCGCCAAAGCCCCGCGAGCCGGGAGAAGGCGGCAGCGGCGGCAGCCGGAGAAGAGAGCAUGACUUCAGUUCUUCUCAGCCUUUGGUGCUGUAUGGGAGUAAUGAAUUUAUGGUGUGACGACGAUGGCGUCCAACAUUAGCCGGAGCCGGUAAAGCAGAAACACCAAUGGACGUCCGAAUAACAUUUGAAGUGAAAGAGAAAACGCUUGGAAAUCAGCCUUCAAUUGCUCUCCCUUCCAGUGAACAAAAUGUAAGGAAGGUGCUAAAAACGAUGCUCGUGAACGACCUACUGACUGUAACGGACCUGCUGGACCGGUCUGUUUUCACAACAAGAAUAGCUGAACAGGGAAAGAGCGAUUUUUAAUCAACGCGCAAUGUCCAUUUUCAUGUUUACAGAACUGAGCCAAUGAGAAGUCAAGAGACUUCAACUGACUGCAUGCCGUAUUGCUACCAUAUUGUUUUCACUCUAUGAUUAAAACCUUUGAUAAAGUGCUAAAUAUGUAAAAUAAUAUUAUAUUAUGGAUAAGGGUCGAACGAAUCGUGUAAAUAGCUGAAAUACCUGUGCUGCUGGUUGAACCAUGUGAAAAUAACGUCUUUUUGUGUCGCAGAUUGAAAACGAGAGCGUAUGAAUCUGGUGUCUGUAUGUUGUUUCUUAUGGGUCUGACAAAAACGCACAUGAUUUAGGUAUUUUCAUCCCAUUUUUGCAUAAUGCAAACAAUCUUGGUUUUCUUUAUGCAAAAUCGGUUUGAUUGUGGAGUGAAAUCUGACCCGGGCAUGAGCUUUAACCCACGUUUUUUGGUUCCAGGAACACGUUUUCCAUUCAGAUGAAAAAGCAAAAGGAUGAUAAGGGAUGAAAAGUUAGAUGUGUUUGUUUGUCUCAUGAUUAUUUGAUGUAGUUUUACUCGCCAUCCUUUUUUUUCUCAUCAGUGUUAUGUGCAACCGAAUCAGGACUUGAAAAUAUAUUUAGUUUUUUUGGUAAAUUGCUUUUUUAAAGUAUAUUGUGUGUUACACAUGCUGAUAUUUUAUUGUGAAUUUCAAGUAUAUGAAUAUGUUUGGUGUUCCAUUGUGCCAUCUGCAGUCACAUGCUUAGUUGGCCAUAACAUCCUUUCUGUUUAAAAACUUAAUUUAAUUUAGGGCUAAUUUAUCACAAACAUCCUCUGCUGUGGAUUUUUACCCUUUAAACUGUCAUUAGUAUAUUAACAUGCAAAUUUACGGCAGUAAAAUUCAUAGAAAAUCAAGGACACGUAACGGCAAAAAGCUCAAAGCUUAACUAUAUAGUACGUUUACGCAGUCAACAUUGCUGUUUAUGUGCAGGGAAUGUGUCUCCAGAAGCUGUUUACUCUUUUCGAUGUGCUGUUACAGAUCUAUAUCUAUGUCUAUAUCAGUCAUAGCCUAUUGCAAGAAACCAUCACCAUGGUGCAAUAUCACAAGAGACAUUAAGCUAUGUUUUAUGUUCUGAUAAGUAUGCUUGGGUACUGUCCUGAACUUUAAGUCCACUAAUGCUCAAAAACAGGCGGUAAGAAGGAAACGGUUGUUUGUUGCGUCCUGCAUAAGUGAAUGUAAUCACUGUAGCAUGCCACACUAUUGUCAAAGUUUCUCUUUUACAGCUACUGUAUUUCAGAACACGUCUGAAGCCGGAAACAUACUCUGUGCAAAAGCGCAAACCCCGAAUGCAGUCCCUAACAUAUUUAACAUGUAUUAAGGUGUGGUCACAAAUUUCAACAGAGUUUUGUGUGAAAAAGGUGUGUUAUCCAUUCCUACUGGAUUGCUAUUGGGAUGACUGGAUUGGAUUUGGAUGCAAGAGUAAAUGUCACUGCACCGUUUUACUGUGGCUUCAUAACUCAUUGGGUUAUGGAGGCCAAAAAAAACAAUUUUAAUAACAUGCUUUAGUGAGUCAGAUUGAAAAGCUGAAAUUUACUUGUCAUAAUUAUGACAUACUAAGUUGUAAUUAUGACUUUAAACGUUGAAAUUGACAAAAAAAAGU